UUUCCCGUAGCGACCUUCUAGAAAUAGCGCCCCCUCGUGGCCUUUCUCUGCUCUGUAGCAGGUUAGCCAGCUCCGGUGCUACGUUAGGAUGCUGCGGAACACGCGCCGCACGUUUAGCCCUUUAACAGCGCGCGGUGGGUUCACAUUGAUACGAGGAGCUGCAGAGGAUCCCAGUGUACCCUGAAUAUGUGGCGCUGUCACGGCUGACUGCAUGGACCCGAGGUGACUGAAGCAAGCUGGGGAAGCUGCAGCCCCUGUGGGCGACGGAUGUGGGGGUCAAACAUGUCUCCAUAUCUGGCUGUGAUGCUUCUGGUGGUCCUCUGUGUCCUACUGCCAGGAUUAAGCCACGGAGGCUCUGAAAUGGAUCCGUACAAAAUCUUAGGGGUAACCAGGCGGGCAAGCCAGGCAGAGAUCAAGAAGGUCUACAAGCGUCUGGCUAAAGAAUGGCAUCCUGACAAAAACAAAGAUCCAGGUGCCGAGGACAUGUUUAUCAAGAUCAUUAAAUCUUAUGAGAUCCUGUCCAGCGAAGACAAACGUGCCAACUAUGACCGUUACGGCCAGACUGACGACACCCAGGCGUACGGCGGCGGCCGAUACGGCCCUCCCCAGGACAGCUUUUACCCUGACGAGUCCUUCUUCAACUUCCCAUUCAACACCAAGAACCAGAGGGACUUCACAGACAGCAAGUACACGCUGCACUUCAACCAGUACAUUGGCGAGGUGGUCCCUGACAGCUACAGGAGGCCGUACCUGAUAAAGAUCACCUCCGACUGGUGCUUCAGCUGCAUCCAUAUCGAGCCUGUGUGGAAGGAAGUGGUGCAGGAGAUGGAGGGUCUAGGCGUCGGGAUCGGCGUGGUGGAUGUUGGCUACGAGAGGCGGUUAGCCAAUCACCUCGGUGCUCAUCGCACCCCGUCUAUUCUUGGUGUUAUCAGUGGAAAGGUGACGUUUUUCCAUUACGCCGUAGCAAAGGAGCAUCUGAGGCAGUUCGUUGAAGACCUAUUGCCUCAGAGACUUGUAGAGAGGAUCACUGACAAAAAUGAGCAGCAGUUCUUAAACAGCUGGCAUGCUCUAAACAAACCACAUGUGCUCCUGUUUGACCAGGUUCCGAGUGUCCCUCUGCUAUACAAAGUAGGUUCUAAUACGUUUUUUAAAGUCGUAGGGAAAUCAUAUUUAAAUGUCAAAUCAUUCUGGCUUGUGGUGAUACUGGAGAGGCGUAACGCCGCCGGCAAAGCGUUUUUCAAGCCAGUGACGGCGUGGAACGGCAGUGAGGAAGACAAGCUGCGUCUCUUGGAGGAGCUGGAGCGACUCCAGAAGGACCCGUCCAUCCUCAUCCAUGACGUCCUGCUACCUGAACUCAACAACGAGUUUGCCUCGAUGUUUGUGGUCCGGUGGAUCUCUGCAUCCUACGAUUACCUCUCUGAAAUCAUUGAUGACAUUCUUCAUAACAACUGGCGUGAGAUGAUGCCUCUCCUGUCCCUCAUCUUCUCUGCUUUGUUCAUCUUGUUUGGAACCGUAGUGAUCCAGGCUUUCAGUGACUCCAGUGAGGAUAAGCAGAUGAAACCAAAAGCAAAAGAUGGAGCUAAAGCAGAAAAUGGGUCAUCAGAGACUAGCAGCGCCUCACGACCUCCGAAAAAGACUUUUGUGGAGGUGACCGAGCUGACGGACAUCACCUACAUGAGCAACCUGGUGAAGCUGAGGCCUGGACACAUCAACAUAGUCCUGGUCCUCACUGACGCUUCCAAAAACAUCCUUCUUAGCAAGUUUGCUAAAGAAGUGUAUUCCUUUACGGGGAGUCACACACUUCACUUCUCCUUCCUGAACCUCGACAAGCACGGCGACUGGAUGAGCGCCCUCCUGGAAUACGCACCGGGCGCGGCGCAGGUGGACGACGACGAAGGCGGGAGCCGUAAAGUGGACUACACCGGCUUCGUGCUGGCACUGAACGGCCACAAAAAGUACCUGUGUCUCUUCAAGCCCGUCUACACCGGAGAGGACCUCGAAGGCAAGUCGUCCGAGGACGAAGCGGCGCCGUCAGCAGGCAGAUCGAGGCCCGGUCAUCCUCCAAGGAAAUCCGGGCGCUCUCGCAGCACGUCCACUCUACAGAUCCACCACAAGCUGGACCGGCUGGGGCUGUGGAUGGAAAGACUCAUGGAGGGGACCUUGCCUCGUUUCUACGUCCCGGCAUGGCCAGGGGUCGAUAAGAUCACACCAAGUAAAUAGAUGAUGGAGGAAACUCAUUAGGCCCCGUUUUAUAUCAAAGACCUUAAAUAAGUGCAGAUUUUUGUGGAAUAGGAUGUUCCCCUUCAGAAACAAACCAUUCCAUCCAGUAAACUUUAUUUGAAACAAAUACUAUCUAUUAGUAUUACAUUUGAGUAAGUAUACUUUAUUAUCUCUAAAUACAUAAACCUGAUAAUUAAGUAUCUUAAAUAAAUAAGCUUUAUUAUACAAAUGAGUAUGGAUCAUGUAAGUUUUUUUUACAUUUGUGUUAAAAUUAUCUAAAAAAAAAAAAAAGCACAUGUUUGAAUCUGUUUGGCAUUGCUUGCUGCAUUAAUGUUU
This is a messenger RNA of Cyprinodon variegatus (sheepshead minnow), 2556 nucleotides long. RefSeq names its product dnaJ homolog subfamily C member 16-like. The record is from RefSeq and is a predicted model, not a curated record. Bases 268 to 2220 code for a protein of 650 amino acids. NCBI's taxonomy places the organism in Eukaryota, Metazoa, Chordata, Actinopteri, Cyprinodontiformes, Cyprinodontidae. The transcript is spliced from 12 exons.